AUGGCUUCUGAUCAAAGAAGAAAGCGAUUAAAUGGUGCAAGCAUGGUUGGUUAUGGCUCUCUAGAGCAAUGUAGGACUAAAAGAAAGAAUUUUGGACCACCAGUGCAAAGUGAUUUAACCAUGAAAUCUCACAUUUCUGUUGAAUGGGAUGCCAAUCACCAAAGGGUUGUUGCCAAGCGGGAGCAGAUUGGCAUCAGUUGGAGACAAAUGAAACCAUUUGCCCGAUUUGAUCACAAUGGACAUGAAGUCUUGGCAGAUGUGCUUGCCAUACCUGAAGAGAUUUUUGACCUGGAUAGUUUAAGUGGAGUGCUUUCAAGCGAGGUUUGGAACACACACCUUUUGGACAAUGAGAGAGAUUUUCUCAAGCAGUUUCUUCCUGGUGACUUAGAGCCACACCAAGUUGUCCAAGAAUUACUUUCUGGAGAUGAUUUUCACUUUGGAAACCCUUUCUUGAAAUGGGGUGCUUCACUUUGUUCAGGUGAGCUUCAUCCAGAUAUGAUUGUUUACCAGGAGCAACAUCUAAAGUCUGAUAAGAGAGCAUACUUCUCGCAAUUACAGAAUUAUCAUAAGGAUAUGAUUGGAUUUCUAAUAAAGCUGAAGGAGAGGUGGGAGAGCUGCAAAGAUCCAGAAAAGGAAAUUCUACCAAAUACUCGGAGGUCAAAGAAUGAUAUAGAGAAAAGAAAACUGUCAAACUUAAAUGAAUUUAGAGAUGAUGAUAAUGAUGAGAAUAUUACAGUGACAUCUGAUUCAUAUUCCGUGGGUGCAGAGGAGAAAGCAUACGGUGACUGCCAAAUUUCCUCAAAGGGACAGGGCGAUGAACUUCAAAGAAGGGUGCUUGGCAAAGACUUCGAUAAAGGUAGUCCAAGAAAUAUGAUGGCUUCUUCAGAUUUUAUGCUUAAUGUGGGAGGAAAACCCAAGAAAGGAGGCACACUACCAAAGGAGAACAUUCAUGCCAGUGAUGGUGACAAAUAUAUGUCAUAUAUCAAGAUUAGCAAGAAGCAGCACGAACUUGUUAAGGGUUUGAAACUAUCAUGUAAAAGUAUCCCGGCUAGCACUCUUAACUGUGUUUUGGGUGACAUUGAUAACUUUAAUGCACAACCGUACAAUUUAUUUAUCAAAGAAGAACAGAAGAACUUGCAUGAGCAUUGGUUGCAGUUGGUGAAGAAACACCUCCCUGCAUCAUAUGCAAACUGGACAGAGAGACUGAUAGAGAAACGUGCAAUGAAAAAUUCUUUGUUGCUUGAGAUGAAAAAUAAGCCAAACGUACUGGUAGAGGAUGAGGAUAUUUUGUGCACAGGAUUCCAGGCCCAGGACAAAGAGGAUGGUGGUGUUAAUAAGCAGUCUAGCUUGGAAGAUGAAGAAGAUUCUAUUGUCAGUAUUCCAGAAAACCCAUCCCUCCAUAAUUCUUAUCACAGCGGCGAUGACGAGCUCCACCAUUUGCAUAUAGAUUCGAAAAAAGAUAUUUUAUCAAAAGGAGAUGAUGCUUUACACAACAUAACUGGCCUUUCAAGUAUUAUGAAUUGUCAGGAUGAUCCCAUUGAUGAAAGAGCUUCUUUCUCGUCUGAUGAAGAUUCUAUUGCUAGAUUCCAAGAGAACCCGUCUCUCCUUAAUUCUUAUCACAACGGUGACAAGGAGCUCUGUCGCUUGCAUAAAGAUUUAGAACAAAGUAUUUUAUCAAAAGGAGAUGAUGCUUCACAGAACAAAGCGGGGCAUUCAAGGAUUACGCACUUUCAGAAAGAUCCCAUUGGUGAAGAAGCUUCUUUCUCAUAUAACGAAGAUUCUAUUUCUAGAUUCCCAGAGAAUCCGUCCGUCAAUAAAUCUUAUAGUAGUGGUGAUGAGGAGCUUCACAGCUUGCAUAUAGAUUUGAAAAAAAAUAUUUUAUCAAAAGCAGAUGAUGCUUCACAGAACAAAACUGAACAUUCCAGGAUUAUGCACUCUCAGGACGAUCCCAUGGACGAAGGAGCUCCUUUCUCGUAUAAUGAAGAUUAUGUUGCUAGAUUCCCCGAGAAUUUGUCUGUCAGUAAAUCUUAUCAUAGUGGUGAUGAGGAGCUCCACCGCUUGCAUAUAGAUUUGGAAAAAGAUAUUUUAUCUAACGUAGAUGUUUCACAGAUAAAAACUGAGCAUUCAAGGAAUAUGAACUCUCGGGAUGAUUCCAUUGGUGAAGGAUCGUCUAACGGUCAUGCCUGGCAAGCAGUUGAAAUGCCACAUUCUUACUAUGAUUUAGCUGCGACCCACAACUACUCUGAUGGUGGGUUAUCUCUGGUAAAUUCACAAAUUAACCUAGAUAAACAAAUUCAAAUGAUUGGUCCAGAAUCUAAUUUUCAUCAAGAAGACACUGGUAAGGAGUUGUUACACAGGCAGUCAGCUGAUGGUUCCUUCAGUUCUUACAGAAGCCAGGAUCAAGUCGGUUUGAUUCAGUCUCUCAUCAAGGAUAAAGGGGUUAACUCCUAUCAUCACGAACAAAAAAGAGCUGGGUUAAUUUUCCAGGCUUCAAAUGAUGUUCCGAUGGUUGAUGGUCAAUUUUCUAGUCAUUUUAAGGAGUCGCUGCAAACAUCUCUGACAUUGGAUCAAGGUCAGAGACAAGCUGGUAACUUUUAUGUGCCAGAAAAUGUACCAGGUAAUAUUUAUUCUGAUGCAGGAAGAUACUCAAUCACCAGGCAAGAUCCAUUAUCUGCAGGAAAUAUUUCUGAUUGGGCUGUUAAUGCCCCUCGCAUGGUGACACCCUCUCAACCUCAUGUAAAUACUGGAGAUUUCAUUGGCCAGCCUUGGUUUUCUUCAGACCAUCAAGUUCAGGGUGCCUGGAACGGAUCUGGCAAUGUGAGUCUACCUAGUCAGAGUCUUGGCACUGGAGGGAACUCCGAUCAAAGCUUAUAUAGUCUUCUAUCUCAGCGUAACCAAUUACAUUCGGGUAGCCCUUAUGACUCAAUCAGACACACUGACCAGUUUCUUUCGCCCAGAACCUAUGGAGUAGUAGAUGCAAGUACACAUAGGAUCAAUGCUGUUGUACCACCAUCUUCUAAUCCACUAGAUUAUUUGAAUGGACGUGAUGCGCCUGGUGCUCUAGUGCCUGAUGAUAUGACAUGGAUGAGCUUGCCUCCUCAGAAUCAUGCUUUAAAUGAUCAAGUGGCGAAAGCAUACUUGAGGUCAUGGAACCGGUAA
Molecule: messenger RNA, 3159 nt
Organism: Vicia faba (fava bean)
Lineage: Eukaryota; Viridiplantae; Streptophyta; Magnoliopsida; Fabales; Fabaceae
Source: the annotation of a GenBank genome assembly